Calliphora vicina (urban bluebottle blowfly) is the source of this 911-nucleotide messenger RNA. RefSeq names its product lectizyme-like. The coding region runs from base 34 to 864 and encodes 276 amino acids. The record is from RefSeq and is a predicted model, not a curated record. Gene Ontology annotation, molecular function: serine-type endopeptidase activity. Lineage: Eukaryota; Metazoa; Arthropoda; Insecta; Diptera; Calliphoridae. Gene Ontology annotation, biological process: proteolysis. The transcript has a single exon.
AAGAACCAUAGUAAAACAACAAUUCCCAACAACAUGAAGUUAUUUAUAGUACUCGCUUUGACAGUGGCCACCGUUAGUGCAGCUAGCUUGGAUUCUAUUGUCCAUCCAGGAUUUCCAGAGGGCCGUAUCAUUAAUGGUCAAGAAGCCGCCAAAGGAGAAGCACCCUUUAUUGUUUCCUUAAAAGCCGGCUCCCAUUUCUGCGGCGGUAGCAUUAUUGAUGAACACUGGGUCGUGACUGCGGGUCAUUGUUUGAUCUACAGCAGCUUUGAGGUUGUUGCCGGUCUUCACAAACGUAACGAUGAAUCUGAUGUCCAAAUCCGCAAAGUUCCCAGCAGAGCCUUCCAAAUUGCACAUGAAAAGUAUGGCGGCAAUGUUGGCCCAUACGAUAUCGGUCUUGUCUACAUUGCUGAACCUUUCGAUUUAGAUGCUUUGGCUCGAGAUGGUUCUGCUACUGUUGCUAAGAUUAACUUGCCUUCUGGCAAAUAUUCACAAACCGGCAAGGGUAAGUUGUAUGGUUGGGGACGUGAUAAUUCUGGUGCAUUGCCCAAUACUUUGCAAACUUUGGAUGCUGACAUCAUUGGCUACACUCAAUGCAAAGCUGCUUUGCCUAACUCUGCUCCUAUAGAUCCCGUGAACAUUUGCUCCUACACUGCUGGCACCACCGAUGGCGCUUGCAACGGCGACUCUGGUGGCCCAUUGGUACGUUACACCCCAGAUGGUGCUGAGAUUGUUGGUAUUGUGUCCUGGGGAUAUACUCCAUGUACUACCAGCAAAUACCCAUCCGUAUACACCAUGACUUCGGCGUUCAACGAUUGGAUUCAAAAGACUAUCGAUAACUUCAGUGUUGUUGAUAUGCCCUAUUAAGAAUUUAUAAGGACACGAUUUAAAUAAAAAUGAGAAUGAUUAAACAA